Molecule: messenger RNA, 1531 nt
Organism: Bursaphelenchus xylophilus (pine wood nematode)
Lineage: Eukaryota; Metazoa; Nematoda; Chromadorea; Rhabditida; Aphelenchoididae
Source: the annotation of a GenBank genome assembly
AUGUACCUGGUUCUAACCAUCUUAUGGCUUCUUUUGGGGCCGUUGGUCCAUGGAAGAAAGUGCUAUUCUUGUGCUGGAACCUGCCACAGUGAGCCUUGCAAUUGUCAGGUAAGGCGAUGGACCUGAUAGCCAUAUUCACUCGAGGCAAAUAUCUUAAUAUUUACAGUCGUCUUUGUGUUAUCAUUAUUGACGCCAUUUUCAGAUGGGCUCAUGCGAAGCCGAUUACUGUUUCACGGAGAAGAAGCCGACCGAAGUGCCGGGUCUUUUUCGUAUUACGAAAGGCUGCGUGAAACGCCCCGCUCGGACUAGAAUCGGUUGUGAUUAUGACAAAACUCUCGACUCUAUCCAAUGUAUCUGCGUCGGGGACUUUUGCAAUGACGCCAUCUACAUGAGACCCAUUUUGAGAAGGAACAUAACCUGCAGAAGUUGUCCUGAACGAGACCCAGAUUGUGGGCGAACAUGUCACGGUCAAUGGUGCCAUGAAGACGUAAAUAGUGGAGCUUCCGGCUGUGGUUACGGUCCCCCAUCCUUGCCCUAUUUCUACGCCGGCCCUGAGGUCCUAACUCAUCGAUCCAAAGUUUGUAUCACACUGAGUCGAGGGAACGGAGUUCCGCAGAGACAUUGUAUCUGUAACACUCAUCUCUGCAAUGACAUGUUCCGUGAGACCCCAAUCUUGGGAUCUGCCGCUCAGAAAUCUCGGUCGGUGGCCGUGUAGUAAGUGUAGCUUUGUAAACAUUACUUUGCUUUUAGUUUAAAAAUCAAACAUUGAUUUUAGUUACCCAGAACAGAAGCCAGAGCUACAUCGAUGCACCAGUUGUGACGUGACCGCUCAAAAUAAUGCCAUGACCUCGGCUUGUAAACAAAACCAAUGUAUCGGACAUUACUGUACAUUUACAACUCAAAGAGUGGUUGUGGGAAUGGGAAGGAUGGGAACUCAAUCAAUGAUUCAUGAGAAGCAGGGAUGUCUCAAUGUUACAGAUCAUAACCAGGUAAUCUCUCUUUACGAUACCUGCAGUUUUUGCUGCCUUUUUUUACUUUUUACUAAUCCUCAAAUGCUUUUGGAAAAGCCAUUUAAUCUUUUGAACUAUUUAUGAUAUCGUAAAGUAUCGUAAACAGUAAUUUUGAGCUGUUAAGCCGUGGCAUUUCUAGGAAGAUUGAACGUAUGUGUACUUACAUAACGGCUAGCCAACCUGUUGGACUGGCCUAAGAGCCUAAGAAUCUCAUAAAGUUUACCAGUAGGAAAAUACGAUUCUUUUGCACUAUAAUUCCUUGAACAGGAAUAAUCGUUUUGACUUGAUUAACAUAAUAGUUCCCUCACCGCGUAGAAAUUAAAUUUCCUCAUGAAUAAUUUCAGAUCCAAAUGGGCUGCUCUCACAAAUGGAUGAACAAUGAAGAAGAAGAGCUCUUCUGUGCGUGCACUGGAGACAACUGUAAUCUCGAUUUGCACACCGCCUCUCUCAGCCUGAGCCAUGGCAUUUGGCCGUUCUUCCCGAUCGUAUCAAGUCUCAUUAUCCUCGCCAUCUUUCGCUAA